GGCGGGCGCGGCGAGGAGGGCGCUGCCAUCGUCCUGCUGCACAACAAGGCGAGCCUGGCGAGCCUGGCCAUGGCCGCCAUCCGCAAGAAGCUGGUGGUGGUGGGGGACGGCGCCUGCGGCAAGACCUGCCUGCUCAUCGUCUUCAGCAAGGACGAGUUCCCCGAGGUGUACGUGCCCACCGUGUUCGAGAACUACGUGGCCGACAUCGAGGUGGACGGCAAGCAGGUGGAGCUGGCCCUCUGGGACACGGCCGGCCAGGAGGACUACGACCGCCUGCGCCCGCUCUCCUACCCCGACACCGACGUGAUCCUCAUGUGCUUCUCCGUGGACAGCCCGGACUCGCUGGAGAACAUCCCGGAGAAGUGGGUGCCCGAGGUGAAGCACUUCUGCCCCAACGUCCCCAUCAUCCUGGUGGCCAACAAGAAGGACCUGCGCAACGACGAGCACGUGCGCAACGAGCUGGCGCGCAUGAAGCAGGAGCCCGUGCGCACCGAGGACGGCCGCGCCAUGGCCAUUCGCAUCCAGGCCUACGACUACCUGGAGUGCUCGGCCAAGACCAAGGAGGGCGUGCGCGAGGUCUUCGAGACGGCCACGCGCGCCGCGCUCCAGAAGCGCUACGGCACCCAGAACGGCUGCAUCAACUGCUGCAAAGUGCUAUAGGGGCCGCCCCUGCAGCACGGGAGCCCCCGCGGCCCUGAGCAGCCCCCGGGACCCCGCCGGCCGCCCCAGCCCUGUGUAUAUAGCUCACCUUUUCUGUCUCGUGCAAGCCGGGGUGCUUUGUGCGUGGGGAGGGGUGCCCGGGGGCCUCGCCCGGAGGUGCCUGCUGAUCACGGGAGCYGCGGAUGGACCCGGCAUCAAGGCUGCGGAGCGAGAGGCCGCAUGGCUUCAUCCUCCUGCUGGACAUCCUCAUCCUCYUCCUCCCCACGGGCUGAGCCGGACACGCAAGGGGAGGGGGUGGCCUUGCCAUACACCAUGAUCUCGGUGCCUGCGCCUUCCUUUAAUGUCGUCUUCUGCCUAAAUGUUGACAGGGGUUUAUUUAAGAGUUUAUUUUCAAAAGAAAUUACUUUGCACAAGUUGGGUUUUAUUUUUUAUUUUUUUUUCCUAAAUUAAACACUCAAUGCACUUGUCAUCUGCAUACAACACUGUAGCAUCGCGAGCGCUCGGUAACCUCACCUGGCUCCGGGUUUCAAAUGGRUUCUUUUUGUUUUGACAUAAGAGGAAAUAAAACCACUGUAUCUUUCUUUACGUAGAGGGAGACUAAUGGGUGAAAGCACUGGUCCUCRUGCAUUGAGUACAUCAAACUUUGAUACUAAAGGGCAGUUUAAAGUAGUUAGGUUUAUUUAAAACUUAUUUUCACAGGGUGGCAAGCCUGCGUGAAAAUAAUCUUGUGUUUCUCUGGGUCAGAGAACAAUCGUAUCCAUUUGUGUUUGUUUACUUCCCUUCUUCCCCCGACAGUGGUACUGAGACUGUUUUCUGUUUUUAAUGGACUGACAUGGCAAAAGCAAUGA
Molecule: messenger RNA, 1508 nt
Organism: Nothoprocta perdicaria
Lineage: Eukaryota; Metazoa; Chordata; Aves; Tinamiformes; Tinamidae
Gene: RHOB
Product: ras homolog family member B
Exons: 1
Coding region: 70-660 (196 amino acids)
Biological process (GO): small GTPase-mediated signal transduction
Molecular function (GO): GTPase activity; GTP binding
Source: RefSeq, a predicted model, not a curated record